AUGCCUGCAUACCACUCAGUCUUCCUCGAUGAGCCCAACCAACAAGUCAUUGGCAACUUUUCCCUACUGCCACUCCGUACCAGAACCCGUGGCCCGGCUAUGCAACUUCCCGCCCUUUCCGGCGAUGUAACAGAACUCACCAUCGAUGCCUCACAUGAAAGCUACGACCCGCUGGACGAGACACUGGCUUUGUUCCGUGCAAACACCUUCUUCCGCAACUUUGAGAUCAAAGGGCCCGCCGACCGUGUCCUGAUAUACGGUAUUCUGUUCGUCAGCGAAGUUAUCCAGAAGAUCAAGCCUCAGAUGUCCAGGAGAGAUGCCGAGAAGGCCGUCAUGAAUCUCGCUCUCGACACAAACUUUGCCAUUCCUGGCGACGCCACAUUCCCUCUCAACCAGGCCUUUGAGCCUCCGCGGGACAGACAAGAAGCAGAGGUCUUGAGACAGUACAUUAGCCAAAUGAGACAAGAGCUGGCCACCAGAUUGUUGAACAGGAUAUACGCAGACGGAGAUGCUCCUAGCAAGUGGUGGUUGAGUUUCACAAAGAGAAAGUUCAUGGGCAAGGCCCUUUAA
Aureobasidium melanogenum CBS 110374 is the source of this 570-nucleotide messenger RNA. Its product is annotated as ARP2/3 complex subunit Arc18. The record is from RefSeq and is a predicted model, not a curated record. Gene Ontology annotation, cellular component: cytoskeleton; Arp2/3 protein complex. Gene Ontology annotation, molecular function: actin filament binding. The transcript has 3 exons. NCBI's taxonomy places the organism in Eukaryota, Fungi, Ascomycota, Dothideomycetes, Dothideales, Saccotheciaceae. Gene Ontology annotation, biological process: Arp2/3 complex-mediated actin nucleation; regulation of actin filament polymerization. The coding region runs from base 1 to 570 and encodes 189 amino acids.